AUGUCUACGAAAGCAGAGCAAUUUGCCUCUAAGAUACGAUACUUGCAAGAGUAUCACAACCGUGUGCAACACAAUAUUUACCCCGUGCCCUCCGGAACAGACAUUGCAAAUACACUGAAAUACUUUUCCCAAACCUUGCUCAGCAUUCUGUCCCGCACAGGCAGGAAGGAGAACCAGGAAGCUUCCAAUUUGGCCGUGCCCAUGACCAUGUGUCUUUUUCCUGUGCCAUUCCCACUCACCCCAUCUCUAAGACCACAAGUCAGUUCCAUCAACCCUACAGUUACUCGCUCCCUCCUUUACAGCGUUCUGCGUGAUGCCCCGCCAGACCGCGGGGGGCAGGGGCAGCAGAGUCGGGACGCUCAGCUCUCAGAGUACCCCUCUCUGGACUAUCAGGGGCUCUAUGCGACCCUCGUGACCCUGCUUGACCUGGUGCCCCUGCUGCAGCACGGUCAGCAUGAUCUGGGACAGUCCAUAUUUUACACAACAACUUGCCUCCUGCCCUUUCUCAGUGACGAUAUUCUCAGCACUUUACCCUACACUAUGAUCUCCACUUUAGCUACAUUCCCCCCAUUCCUGCACAAAGACAUCAUUGAGUACCUGAGCACCUCUUUCCUCCCCAUGGCUGUAUUGGGUUCCACUAGAAGAGAAGGGGGCGUUCCAGCAUAUGUCAAUCUCUCUGCCUCCUCUAUGCUAAUGAUUGCUAUGCAGUACACCUCCAACCCAGUAUACCACUGUCAGUUGUUGGAGUGUCUUAUGAAGCACAAGCAGGAAGUGUGGAAGGACCUGCUGUAUGUCAUAUCCUACGGACCAUCCCAAGUAAAGCCUCCAGCCGUGCAGAUGCUCUUUCAUUACUGGCCAAACCUAAAGCCCCCAGGAGCCAUCAGUGAAUACAGAGGCCUGCAGUACACUGCCUGGAACCCCAUCCACUGCCAACACAUUGAGUGUCACAAUGCCAUCAAUAAACCUGCCGUCAAGAUGUGCAUCGAUCCCACCCUCUCCGUUGCCCUGGGAGAGAAGCCCCCUCCUCUGUACAUCUGUGAAGAGUGCAGCCAAAGGAUAUCAGGAGAUCAUGCAGAAUGGCUUGUUGAUGUGCUCUUACCCCAAGCUGAGAUAUCUGCUAUUUGUCAAAAGAAGAACUGUAGCUCUCAUGUCAGGAGGGCGGUUGUCACCUGCUUCUCAGCUGGCUGCUGUGGGCGCCAUGGCAACCGGCCCGUCCGCUACUGCAAGCGUUGCCAUGUCAACCACCACAGCAGCGAGACGGGGGCUGCGGCGGAGACCCAUCUCUACCAAACCUCUCCCCCUCCCAUCAACACCCGCGAGUGUGGGGCAGAGGAGUUGGUGUGCACUGUGGAGGCUGUUAUCAGCCUACUGAAGGAGGCAGAGAUCCAUGCAGAGCUGCGUGAGUUUGAGCUGAACAGGCGUCGUCAGAUGGGCCUGUCUGCCUCCCACCACUCACUGGACAACAUCGACUUCGACAACAAAGAGGACGACCAGCACGACCAGAGGCUCCUCAGUCAGUUUGGCAUCUGGUUCCUGGUGAGCCUGUGCACCCCCAGUGAGAACACGCCCACAGAGAGCCUGGCGCGGCUGGUGAGCAUGGUGUUCCAGUGGUUCCACUCCACAGCCUACAUGAUGGACGAUGAGGUGGGCUCCCUGGUGGAGAAGCUCAAGCCACAGUUUGUCACCAAGUGGCUGAAGACCGUGUGUGACGCGCGCUUCGACGUCAUGGUGAUGUGCCUGCUGCCCAAGCCUGUGGAGUUUGCCAGAGUGGGGGGUUACUGGGAUAAGUCUUGCAACACGGUGACCCAGCUGAAAGAGGGGCUGAACAGGAUCCUGAGCCUGAUCCCAUACAACGUGAUCAGCCAGCCGCUGUGGGAGUGCUUCAUGCCAGAGUGGCUGGAGGCCAUCCGCACUGAGGUGCCUGACCAGCAGCUCAAGGAGUUCAGAGAGGUGCUCAGCAAGAUGUUUGACAUUGAGCUGUGCCCUCUGCCCUUCUCCAUGGAGGAGAUGUUUGGGUUCAUUAGCUGCAGGUUCUCAGGCUACCCAGCAUCUGUGCAGGAGCAGGCUCUGCUCUGGCUGCAUGUGUUGUCAGAGCUGGACAUUGUGGUGCCUCUGCAGCUGUUGGUCGGGAUGUUCUCUGAUGGGGUCAACUCUGUGAAGGAACUGGCCAAUCAGAGGAAGGCUCACAUAUCAAAUCUAACUGGGGAAAAUACUGAGGCUCGGAGGGAAAGUGUGGUUUCAGAUCCAGGCCGUCUUGGGCAGCACAACACCCUGAGCCCGUUCCCCAGUCCGUUCCGGAGCCCAUUCCGGAGCCCCCUGCACUGCAGUCCCUUUAAGAACCUAGGCCAUGCUACAGGACACUGUGCCCUGGACCUGGACUGUGACGAUGAUGACAUGAACCUGAGCUGCUUCAUCCUCAUGUUUGACCUCAUCCUCAAACAGAUGGAGCUCCAGGAUGACGGUGUGAUGCUGGUUCUGGAAAGCAGCCUGGGGAAAGACAUCGUGGGCAUCAUCAACAAUGUCUUCCAGGCCCCGUGGGGUGGCUCCCACACCUGUCAGAAGGAUGAGAAGGCCCUGGAGUGUAGCCUGUGCCAGUCUAGCAUCUUAUGCUACCAGCUGGGCUGUGAGCUCCUGGAGAGACUCACCCCCAGGGAGGAGAUACAUCUGGUGGAGCCAACAGAUGGCAUGGAGGACACAUUGCUGUUGCCUCAAGUGUUUGGACCUGAAAAAGGGACAAAGGGAGGGACAGAGGAAGGGGACCACCCUACCAGCACACACACUGACAACCCUACCAAUCAAAGUGACUCUCCUGACAACCCAUCAAUGAAGAAUAAUCCUGAAAAUAAGUUUUCCUACCAGCAGCUCCCUGUAUCUCUCAAGCUAAUAUACACCAUUCUGCAGGAAAUGUCCAAGUUUGAGGAGCCUAAUAUCCUGUUCAACAUGCUGAACUGUCUGAAGAUCCUGUGUCUCCACGGAGAGUGUCUGUACCUGGCCCGUAAGGACCACCCCCAGUUCCUGGCCUACAUCCAGGAAAAGAUGCUUAUUCCCAGACUGUGGACCAUGCUGAAGUCCGAGUUCUGCCAGCUGGCCUCUCUGGCCGUGCCCCAGCUCCUGCAUGCCCUCUCCCUCUCCCAUGGAGCAGACAUCUUCUGGAACCUGGUGGACAGCAAUUUCAACAGCAAGGACUGGAAGAUACGCUUUGAAGCAGUGGAGAAGGUAGCAGUGCUCUGUCGGUUCCUAGACAUUGGUUCUGUGACGAAAAAUCACCUGCUGAAGUACUCCCUGGCCCACGCCUUCUGCUGCUUCCUGGCCUCUGUGGAGGAUGUCAACCCGGCUGUGGCCACACGCGCCAGGCUGCUGCUGGACACCAUCAAGAGCCCAGCACUACAGGGCUUGUGUCUGUGCCUGGACUUCCAGUUCGACACAGUGGUGAGGGACCGGCCCAUCAUCCUCAGCAAGCUGCUGAUGCUGCACCACCUGAAGCAGGAGGUCCCUGCCCUCAGCUGGGAGUUCUUUGUCAACCGCUUCGAGACGCUCUCCCUGGAGGCCCAGCUCCACCUGGACUGCAACAAGGAGUUCCCUUUUCCCACCACCAUCACAGCUGUGCGCACCAACGUGGCCAACCUUAGUGAUGCAGCGAUGUGGAAAAUCAGACGGGCGCGCUUUGCCAGGAACCGCCAGAAGAGUGUGCGUUCCCUCCGUGACAGCGUCAAGGGCCCGUCCGAGUCCAAGAGGGCCUUCUCCCUCCCAGAGACUCUGUGUAACCGUCUACGUAACCCCUCACCGGAGGACGAUUCGGUCAUCAGGGACCUUCUCCCAGAGGAUGCUGGGAUAGAUCACCAGACGGUGCACCAGCUCAUCAUGGUGCUGAUGAAGUUCAUGGCCAAAGACAAGAGCAGUGCCGAGGCAGACAUUGGCAGUGCCAAGGCCUUCAACACGGUGAAGCGCCACCUGUAUCUACUGCUGGGCUUCGACCAGCAGGAGGGUUGCUUCAUGAUCGCACCGCAAAAGAUGAGGACCUCAACCUCCUUCAAUGCUUUCAUCGCUGGCAUCGCACAGGUGAUGGACUACAACAUUGGGCUGGGGAAGCAGCUGCUCCCCCUGGUGGUCCAGGUGUUGAAGUACUGCACAUGCCCCCAGCUCAGACACUACUUCCAGCAGCCCCCACGCUGCUCUCUCUGGGCCCUGCAGCCACACAUCAGACAGAUGUGGCUCAAAGCCCUGCUGGUCAUCCUCUACAAGUACCCCUACAGGGACAUGGAUGUGAGUAAAGUGGUUCUGCACCUUAUCCACAUCACCAUCAACACCCUGAAUGCCCAGUACCACAGCUGUAGACCCCAUGCCACCGCCGGACCCCUCUACAGUGACAACUCCAACAUCAGCCGCUACAGCGAGAAAGAGAAAGAGGAGGACAGUGUAUUUGAUGAGUCUGAUGUCCAUGACACCCCAACUGGAGCAGGCAACAAGGAGUCCCAGACCUUCUUCGCCCGUCUGAAGAGGAUCGGUGGCAGCAAGUCUGUCAAGUACCAGCCAGUGGAGCUGAAUGCCCAGAAAAGUGAAAUUGAGCUGUCUGAGUACCGCGAGGCCAGUGCGCUACAGGACAGCAUCCUGCACUGUGUGAGGGAGGAGAGCACCAGGAAGAAGUGUCUGCAGGCCAUGCACAAGCAGAAGUCCCUGGACAUUUCCAACACCGACUCCAUCCUCUACAACCUGGACGAGCACCGACGCAAGUCCUGCAUAGACCGCUGUGACCUGCAGCAUGGUCUCCCCGCACCCCCCUCCUCCACCACCUCCCACCCCAGGCAGAAGGGGGGCCAUGGUAAGGGCUCGUCAGACGGUUCCUCAGGCCGUGCGGAGGGCAGCGACCACCAGGACCGUCGAGGAUCCCGGGGGGGCCACUCAGACUGCUCCAGGCCUGUCAUCCCAGAGGUGCGUCUCAGCUGCAUCGAGAUGUUUGAGGACAAGGCCGACCUGGACUCCCCUCUUACAGGAGGCUCAUCAGCAGAGAAGGAGGACCCGGACCUCAUUGACCUCUCCUCUGACUGUACUUCCAUCCCAGAGAAACACUCCAUCCUCUCCAUGUCCGACAGCGACUCCCUGGUGUUUGAGCCCCUGCCGCCACUGAGGAUCGUGGAGAGUGAUGAGGAAUUUGACCUCAACACAGUGAUGGGCAACAGGCUGAAUGGGAGUGCCAGGCCCCCAGCCUCCCCUGCCAGGCCCGCAGCCUCCCCUGCCAGGCCCGCUGCCUCCCCUGCCAGCAGUAGCACCCUGCACCUGUCUCGGGUGGUGCAAGUGAGCGUGGAGGACUGCUCUAUGGACAAGAAGACCACAGACUCCCCAGCAAAAGAAAUCCCUCAACAGCCUUUACAGAGGAGGCCACGCUAUGCAACCUCCACCACCUCCCUGGAGCUGCCUGACCAGCCGGAGCACCCUGGCCUGGAGAGCCCCAUGACCCUCAGUUUACAACAGAAGAGGGACCUGCUGAGGAAGACCCCUGCUGUCCCUGACACCUCCCUGGAUGAUUUUGUGCACCCUGAGGACCUGAAGGCAGCGGUGGGUCUGGGGACCAGUCCCUCUGGUAGGACCGUCUUCCUGGACAUUCCUGAAGACACAGCCGAGCCCCUCACCUCUCUGGGGGGGAACAAUGAUGAAGAGGAAGAUUAUGAAGAUGAUGACCUUGAUGACAGCGACCUGAAACCUGAUGAUGAUGAUGACAAUGACGAGGCAGAGUUUAAGAUCCAGAUAGUUCCCCGGCAACGCAAGCAGAGGAAGAUAGCUGUGAGCGCCAUCCAGAGAGAGUAUCUGGACAUCUCCUUCAACACCCUGGACAAGCUGGGUGAGCAGCCCACUGAGACAGGUAAGAGUACCCUGGAAAAUCCACAGGAAUCCGCCUCAGCCCCCACCCCCGAAGCUGCUAUCCCAGAAACAAGCAACCGCUCUUCAGUAUCAACUCAGUACCGUCAGGCGAAGCGGGGCUCGUUGGGAGCUCUAACCAUUAGCCAGCUGAUGAAGAGACAGUUGGAGCACCAGUCCAGCGCCCCUCACAACAUCAGCACCUGGGAGACAGGUCAGUCACUGUCUACCUCUGGCCCCACCAAGACCAGCCUCCUAUCUGCCCCCAGUACAGUCAGCAUGUUUGUGCCCGCCCCUGAGGAGUUCAUUGAUGAUCAGCCCACCACCAUGACUGACAGGUGUCGUGACUGUGGUGCGGUGCUAGAGGAGUAUGAUGAGGAGACCCUGGGCCUGGCAGUGGUGGUGCUCUCCAUGUUCAUCCACCUCAGCCCUGACCAGGCUGCUCCACUGCUGCUGGACAUCAUGCAGUCUGUGGGCAGGCUGGCGUCUAGUGCUAAUUUCUCUGGGCAAGCUGAGAGUAUGCUGAUCCCUGGCAACGCAGCAGGUGUGGCUAAGCAGUUCCUCCGCUGUGUGUUCCACCAGCUGGCCCCCAAUGGCAUCCUGCCUCAGCUCUUCCAGAGUAACAUCAAAGAUGGAGGUUUUCUGAGAACAUUGGCUUCUUCCCUGAUUGAUUUUAAUGAACUGAGUUCUGUGGCUGCGCUGAACCAGCUGCUGGAGGGUCUGAACAACAAGAGGAGUCUACCAGCCGGGGGCACCAUGCUGCACUGCCUGGAAAACAUCGCCACCUUCAUGGAGGCCCUGCCCAUGGACUCCCCCAGCAACCUGUGGACCACCAUCUGCAAUCAGUUCCAGACCUUCCUCACUAAACUACCUUCUGUGCUGCCUCUGAAGUGUCCCCUGGACUCCAGUUUGAGGAUUAUCAUUUGUCUGUUGAAGAUCCCCACCACAAGUGCAACCCGGAGCUUACUGGAGCCCUUCUCCAAACUGCUGAGCUUUGUCAUGCAGUAUGGAGUGUUCAGCCUCUCUUACUUGGUGGAGCUGUGUGGCCUCUGUUACAAAGCCUUCAACAAGGAGAGAGAUAAGUUCUAUAUGUCUCGUAUUGUGGUGCUGGAGCUUCUGCAGGCUCUGAAGUUCAAGUCUCCUCUACCCGAUACUAACCUGCUACUGCUGGUCCAGUUUGUUUGUUCAGAUAUUGGUACGAGGCUAGCAGAGUCUACUAUUCUCUCAAAGCACAUGAUCUCAUCACUUCCAGGGUGCACGACAGCAGCAAUGGAAUGCAUGAGGCAAUACAUCAGUGAGCUUCUAGACUUCAUAGCAGAUAUGCACACACUGACCAAACUGAAAAACCAUAUGAAAGCGUGUUGUCAGCCGCUGCACGAGGACACGUUUGGAGGAAACCUGAAAGUGGGCCUGGCACAGGUGGCUGCCAUGGAAAUCAGCAAAGGCAAUCACCGUGACAAUAAGGCAGUGAUCCGUUAUCUUCCCUGGCUCUACCAUCCCCCGUCCACCAUGCAGCAGGGACCUAAGGAGUUCAUCGAGUGUGUGUCCCACAUCCGCCAGCUGUCCUGGCUGCUCCUGGGCUCCCUGACCCACUAUGCCCUGUACCAGGGCUCCACCUGCUGUAUGCCCAUCCCCCUUGACGCUGGCUCACACAUCGCUGACCACCUCAUCAUCAUCCUCAUCGGCUUCCCUGAGCAAUCCAAGACAUCAGUGCUGCACAUGUGCUCCCUGUUCCAUGCCUUCAUGUUUGCCCAGCUGUGGACCAUCUACUGUGAGCAGGCGGCGGCCGCCUCGGCCCUGCAAAACCAGAACCAGACAGAGUUCUCUUCCAAUGCCAUACUGACGGGCCUGGAGUUCUGGAGCCGCGUCACACCCAGCAUCUUGCAGCUCAUGGCCCAUAACAAAGUGAUGGUGGAGAUGGUGUGUCUACAUGUCAUUAGCCUGAUGGAGGCUCUACAAGAAUGCAACUCAACCAUCUUCGUGAAGUUAAUACCUAUGUGGUUGCCCAUGAUUCAAUCCAACCUAAAGCAUCUGUCUGCAGGGCUCCAGCUGCGACUGCAGGCUAUCCAGAACAGGGUGAACCACCAGUGUCUGCAGGGCCAGGCAGCCGGGGCCCUGCCCUUUGCCCUGCGCAAGUGGCUGCAGUGCACCCAGUUCAAGAUGGCCCAGGUGGAGAUCCAGUCAUCAGAGGCCGCCUCACAGUUCUACCCUAUGUGA
Messenger RNA from Salvelinus namaycush (lake trout), 8070 nucleotides. Its product is annotated as protein unc-79 homolog. Lineage: Eukaryota; Metazoa; Chordata; Actinopteri; Salmoniformes; Salmonidae. The record is from RefSeq and is a predicted model, not a curated record. The transcript is spliced from 50 exons. The coding region runs from base 1 to 8070 and encodes 2689 amino acids. Gene Ontology annotation, molecular function: protein binding.